AAAAAGCGGAUUUCAAAUUGAGGCCGUACGUACGUCUCAAACAUCGUUCGGAACAAAUCUGAGAUGGACUACAUGAUAAGUACAGUCGAUAUAUUCAUUUCUUGUUAACAAAAGAAGGCCGCUCCUCAUAAUCAAUUCAUUUCUUUCUCAAUGAGGCUAAGUAAAUAUAAACUUUUAUCUUACAGAACUUUAAAACAAGUUAAUUCAGCCAUUAAGUCUCCUUUUCGUCUAUUAAAAAGACAAUUUUCAAGUCAAAUUCAAAUUUGUAUCGUUGGUAGUGGCCCAUCAGCAUUUUAUACUGCUCAGACCUUACUAAAAAACCAUCCAGGUGUGCAUAUCGAUAUGUUUGAAAAACUUCCUUCGCCUUUUGGUCUAGUCCGUUAUGGUGUUGCUCCAGAUCAUCCUGAAGUAAAAAAUGUGAUAAAUACUUUUACAGAUGUUGCUAAGAAUACACGAUUUUCUUUCUUGGGCAAUGUUUGUAUUGGAAGAGAUAUUAGACUGAGAGAAUUACAAGAAGCUUAUUCAGUCAUUAUUUGGGCUUAUGGUACUGCUGUUGAUCGGCGUUUGGAUAUUCCUGGAGAGGAUUUACCAGGUGUUUUGUCUGCUAAAGAUUUAGUAGGAUGGUAUAACGGUGCACCCAGCAACGUCAAUUUUUCUCCUGAUCUCAGCUGUGAAACAGUUGCUGUUAUUGGUAUGGGGAAUGUAGCAGUUGAUGUUGCGCGGAUUCUUCUUUCUCCAGUUGAUCGAUUAAGGUCUACCGAUAUACCAGAGCCUGUGAUUGAUUGUCUAUCAAAAAGUAAAGUUAAGAAUGUCAUUUUAAUUGGUCGAAGAGGUCCUUUACAUGUGGCGUUUACUCUAAAAGAAAUUCGCGAACUCUCAAAACUUCAUAUAACUUCAUCUCAGUCUAAAUGUUUCAUAAACUUACUACCAAAGGAUGUAUUCUCUGUAACUAUGGGGACAUCUGAUCAAAUUCAAGAGUUGUUAUCAGAACUUCCUCGCCCUCGACGUCGUUUAACAGAAUUUCUGUUAGAAAUGCAUAAUUCUUCCGAUCACAAGACGAAUCAUACAGCAUACCCAGUGUAUCAUUGUAACUUACAGUUCUUACGUUUUCCAAAAGAAAUUGUUUCUUAUGGGGAACAUCAUUCUGACAAAAAUCGUUCCAUAGUUUCUCACAUAAAAUUAGCAACAGUUAAGUUAAGUGGUCCGACCGGUCCUCAUCAGCAAGGUGUAAUAGACGAUACUCAACCCUUAGAAAAUUUACCUUGUGGCUUAGUUGUGCGUAGUAUUGGCUACCGUGGCGUCCGUAUUGAUCCAGAUUUGCCAUUCGAUGAACAACAUGGAGUGAUUCUUUGCAAAGAUAACAAUGGACGCGUAGUUGAUCUACCACAAAUUUCAUAUAGUUUCUCUUUAAGCCCAAUGUAUUGUGCUGGUUGGAUUAAACGUGGUCCAAUUGGUGUAAUUGCUGAUACGGCUGUAGAUGCUCGUCAAACCGCUGAAACUAUUCUUAAAGAUUUAUCUGAAUUUGAAAAACGUGGUCAUGUAGAUGUAUUAAACAAACGUGGACUAUCUGUAGUCCAACGUUACCUUAACGAAAGAAAUAUACAUGUUGUAAAAUUUAAAAAUUGGGAACGUAUUGAUGAAGCGGAAAAAUUAGCCGGUCAAAUACUCGAUAAACCAAGAGAAAAAUUGACUACAAUUCAAUCGAUGUUAAAAACAGCUUUUACUGAUGUAGAACAACCUAAAUGAUCUCGCCGAUAGUUUCUAGUUGUAAUAUUCUAUUAUUUACUGUAUAAAUACCCUAAGUAGUAGGAUAUCUUUAAUAGUUUGUAUUCUCACUUCAACUCUAAAUUUGUGUAAUGCCAGUUAAAUUUCAUUAUUGCGAUAUUGUAUAAAAGAAAUCAAUUCU
This is a messenger RNA of Schistosoma mattheei, 1906 nucleotides long. The record is from the annotation of a GenBank genome assembly. Lineage: Eukaryota; Metazoa; Platyhelminthes; Trematoda; Strigeidida; Schistosomatidae.